Messenger RNA from Emys orbicularis (European pond turtle), 1692 nucleotides. It is a transcript of the gene TULP2, whose product is annotated as TUB like protein 2. The coding region runs from base 1 to 1692 and encodes 563 amino acids. Gene Ontology annotation, cellular component: cilium. The record is from RefSeq and is a predicted model, not a curated record. Lineage: Eukaryota; Metazoa; Chordata; Testudines; Emydidae. Gene Ontology annotation, biological process: protein localization to cilium. The transcript has 13 exons.
AUGGCGCGGAGCUCCUACCGGCGCCUGCCCUCCCGCCCCGCCUCGCCGCCCGACGCCCCCGGCUCCUUCUCUUCCAGCCGCCUGGUCGAGGAGCCCGCGUCCCUGCGGCAGCAGAAGCUGGAGCUGCAGCGCCGCAUUUUUGAGAAGAAGCAGCGUCGGAAGCGCCAGGAGCCGCUCAUGGUCCAGGCUAACCCCGACGCCAAGGUGACGGGCCGCCGGGGCCGCCGGCCCGAGGAGCGCACCCCUCUGAUGGAGUCAUGCAGCGACCACAGCCUCUGCAACGGAACCAGCAACCCCUUCCUGGUGGAGUCGGUCCCGGAGGCCCAUCGCCCCACUGACGCCUGGGGCAGCUCCGUGCACCUGGACCGGGGCCCCCGAGCCGGGGGCGAGGCCGCAGGUGCCUCCGACGCGGAGCUGGAAGAGGCCGUCCUGGAGGACACGCGGCCCAUCAACAAGGCCAAGGCGGCGCUCAGCUCCACGCGCAAGGGUUGGCCGGCCAAGCGUAGCGGGGCUGGCCAUGCCGAUGCACGACGCCCCCGGAGCUCGAAGCCGAAUGCCCCAUCGCCCGCGCGAGGGGAGCGAGUCCCCUCUGUCAUCGUGGAGUUCAGAGACCCUCAGGACAGCAGUGACGGGGACGUCCCCCUGGAGGCCGGCGCUGCGGGCUGGGAGUCAGCCCUGGAGGGGGACUCGGAGGGGGAGGGGCAAUUGCCCCAGGACCCCCCCGUGCACCCCUCCCCCAUCAAGAGAAGACAGGACAGGAAGCUCCCCAGCAGAGGGUCUCUCGGCAGCCCCCCCGGGAGCACGGAGGAGGAGGAAGGAGACCCCGACAUCCUCUGCAGAUCCCUGGAGCCCGCACCGGAGGCCGACACCCCCAGCCUGCCGGAGGACGCGCCGGGGACCCCGUGGCCUCCGCGGCCAGAGGAGCUGGAGGGGUUCGUGCUGCGCCCGGCGCCCCCCGGGGUGACCGUCCAGUGCCGCAUCAGCCGGGACCGCAAGGGGGUGGACAAGGGCGUCUUCCCCUUCUACUACCUCCACCUGGAGAGAGACGAUGGGAGGAAGCUGUUUCUCAUGUCUGGCCGGAAGAGAAAGAAAAGCAAAACCUCCAAUUACCUCAUUUCCCUCGACCCCAUCGACCUGUCCCGGGACGGGGAUGGCUUCAUCGGGAAAGUCAGGUCCAAUGUGCUGGGCACCAGGUUCACAGUGUUCGAUAACGGGACGAAUCCGGAUAAAAAACCCUUUGUCCCUGAAACGGCUCCAAUCCGGCAGGAGCUUGCGGCCAUUUGCUACGAGACCAAUGUGUUGGGGUUCAGGGGACCCCGAAAAAUGACUGUGAUUAUCCCCGGCAUGAACACGGACAACGAGAGAAUCAGCAUCCGCCCGAAAAACGAACACGAGACCCUGCUGAGCCGGUUCCAGAACCGGAACCUCCAGAACCUGCUGGUUCUGCAGAACAAGGUGCCGGCCUGGAACGAGGAGACCCAGUCGUACGUGCUCAACUUCCACGGGCGCGUCACCCAGGCCUCCGUCAAGAACUUCCAGAUCGUCCCCGACCACGACUCCGAGUACAUCGUGCUGCAGUUUGGCCGGGUGGCGCCGGACGUCUUCACCAUGGACUAUCGCGCCCCCCUCUGCGCCCUGCAGGCCUUCGCCAUCUGCCUGUCCAGCUUCGACGGGAAACUCGCCUGCGAGUAG